GAUGAGUCCUAUCAUUAUUUUUGAAAGGAAUCGUGUGUUUUAUGACGUUAAUGUUUAAAAUUUACUAUCCUAGUUAGUAAUUAAUCAUGUUGUCCGUUAGUAAAGUGUGCACCCAUGGAUACUUCCAAAGGGUCUGCUGUCGUCAUUUUGGGUCAGUGCUACCCGAAGCUGGAAUCAGUGAUUUCGGCGUAAAAAAUGAACCUGUUCUUGGUUAUUUACCAGGAAGCAAAGAGCGAUCUGAAAUCGAGGCAGCGCUUAAAAAAGUCGGUAGCACUACCGAGGAAGUUCCUAUCAUUAUUGGUGGUGAAGAAUUCAAGACAAAACAUGUUGUCCACCAACCGAUGCCACAUAAUCACCAGAAGAAAAUUGCUAAAUUCUACUAUGCUACACCUGACUUGGUUCAAAAGGCCAUCGACACAGCAGUUGCUGCCCAGCCCAAGUGGGAUGCUGUACCUUUAUCGCAGAGGCUUAAAAUUUGGGAAAAAGCGGCAGACCUCAUGGCAACGAAAUAUCGAGCCGAACUGAAUGCGACGACAAUGCUUGGUCAGGCGAAAACUGUUAUUCAAGCUGAAAUUGACUCAGCUGCUGAAUUAAUCGACUUCAUCAGAUUUAACGCUUUCUUUGCAAAAGAAGCAACCAAAUACCAACCAAUCAGUGAAGAGCCGAAAGUUACUCUGAACUCUCAGAGGUAUCGAGGUUUGGAUGGGUUUGUUGCAGCUGUCUCUCCAUUCAACUUUACUGCAAUCGGUGGAAACUUAUCCUACACUCCAGCUUUAAUGGGAUGCGGUGUUUUAUGGAAACCCUCUGAUACAGCUUUACUCUCUAACUAUGUGAUUUACAAAAUCAUGACAGAAGCAGGAGUACCUCCUGGCGUUGUAAACUUUGUUCCUGCUGAUGGCCCCGUUUUUGGUGACACCAUCACGAAAUCUCCCUUCCUCGCUGGAAUUAAUUUCACUGGAUCUGUCCCGACUUUCAACCGAUUAUGGAAGCAAGUUGGGCAGAACAUUGACAGUUAUGUUAACUUUCCAAGAUUGAUUGGUGAAUGUGGUGGAAAGAACUACCAUUUUGUCCACCCAUCAGCCAAUGUUGAGAGCGUUGUGAAUGGAACUAUUCGUUCUGCAUUUGAAUUCUGUGGUCAGAAGUGCUCGGCCUGUUCAAGAGCUUACAUUCCCGCUUCAUUGUGGCCCAAGAUCAAAGAGGGCCUAAUUGAAACCAGGAAGCUUCUAAAAAUUGGCGAUGUUGAAGAGUUUGACUCCUUCACUUCAGCUGUAAUCGACAAGAAAGCAUUUGACCGGAUCAGCGGUUAUAUUGAGCAUGCCAAAAAAUCUCCCAAUUUGGAAAUUGUUGCAGGAGGACAGUAUGAUGACAGUAAAGGAUAUUUCAUCCAGCCAACCAUCGUUCAAACUAAAGACCCCAAGGACAAAAUAAUGACUGAAGAAAUUUUUGGCCCAGUAUUAACGAUAUAUGUCUAUGAGGACAAGGAUUUAGACUCAGCUUUGAAACUCGUUGAAAGUUCUACACCUUACGCUCUUACUGGUGCUGUGUUCUCUCAAGAUGAGCAAUUCCUGAAAAGGUGUUUGACUGAAUUGAAGUAUUCGGCUGGUAAUUUCUACAUCAAUGAUAAAUCCACCGGUUCAGUAGUUGGACAGCAACCUUUCGGUGGCAGCAGAAUGUCAGGAACUAAUGACAAAGCUGGUGGACCGCAUUACAUUCUGCGUUGGGCAACUCCACAAUCCGUCAAGGAGACAUUUGUUCCAUUGAAAGAAUGGAAAUACCCAUAUAUGGGUUAAGCUUUUGCUUCUGAAAUCAAGACUGUGAUAUAUUCAAAUUCAAAUGAUCUAAGAAAAGGUUCCGCAACUGUUCUAAGUAAUAUUUCCGCAUAGACCCCCUUUUCCUCUGGCUAUUGCUACGGUGACGAAUCUAUUGUCUGGUACUAUUUGGAUGGUUAGGUGAUGACGACACAAUAAUUUUUUCACAGAUACAGCAUCUGCUGUGCAUUUUUAAAGAAGAGUAUUUUUGUAAGUCCUAAUUAAGAGAUACUUUAUUUUGUUACUCGUCCUCGGAGUUUUUGGUUUUGUGGAUUCAACAUAUCGCAGACCUCAAGUCUUUUCCUUAUUCGUUUCUGCUCUCUUUGCUUUCCAACAACGGCAUUUUGCAAGAGAGUGAGGUUUUUGUGAGGAAAUUUUACUGGGAGAAAAAUCUAUUAAAAGCAAAGCAUUUGUUUUUUGAAGAGCUUAGGCACUAAACUGACCUUGAAAUAACUUUUUUAAAUUCCUUUACAGUGCGAUGAAUCAGUUUGUAAUUGGAGACGACAAAAUCAUACUCCUAAUUAAUUGCCCUUCAAAAGCCCAAACUGGAAUCUCAUUUGUUCAAUUCUUUUGAGAAGGAAAGAAUAGACAAUAAAUACACAUUGCUGAGAAUAUGAUUGCACAUUUCUUCACAGACUGGAGGAGUACAGGGCCCGAAUUUUGUUGACAGAUUUGUGGUUGGCUGCAAGUUGAGGCAGGAAUGUUGACUUAGUUAUUUGAUCGCUGAUUAAUGGUUUGCACUGUUUAUAUUUUAAGAAUGGCUGGAACCUGCUGUAGAAAAUGAUCAACUUGUGUAUAAUUUGAGACCAGAACGUAAUUUUCCCGGCUUCAAGUCGAAUUUAUAGGGCAGGUUUUGCAAUUUGUGGUCCAUCAUUGUCAACAAAAUUCGGGCCUUUAUCUUUGGGAGAAUGCAAGCAUUAUUUUGAUGUUUGUCAAUUAAUUAAGAUAAAUUUGAAAUUUUACUAGGGUUGUUUUGUGAAGAUGGAUUUCUAAAAGGAGAAAUUGACUGGGAGAAAAGAUCAAAUUGAUUUGAGGUCCUGACAAAGUUGAGGUUGUAAUUUCAGUGGAAAAUGUUUCAUUGAUUGACACAGUCCUCUCUAUAGGGUGGCUUUUAAGGCUCGCACUUUUCCUUUUAUUUGGAUACUUUGACCUCGAAAUUUCUUAUUCUAAUUCCUAGAGGAGGAUCCUUUUCUUGUGAGCACUAUGUGUACCUUAAAAUUAGUUCAAGUAAAACUCGGACCGGAAAGCCUCAUAAUCAUAACCAUUUUGAUAUGCAUUGAAUAAUACUUGCAUUCAUUGAUCCCAAUCACUCAAGUCUAGGUAUGGCAGUGGGCAAGUAAUGUAGGGUCACUCUCAAGAAUUUUGUGUGUCAGGUAGUUGAAUUGAGCGUUUAAAAAAUACCAGCAUUAACUAGGCAGAUAAGCAUGACUUCAGCACAUGAGAAUAGUUCAUUUUUUUAGUGUCAAGUUCAAGUAUAAAAGCUUUUCAAUUUCUGCUUAUUUUUUUGUAAUGAUGCAAUUAAAGCCACUGAAAAGGUCACUUGAUUAUUUUUACUUGUAUUUUUAUUUAGUAAAUUAAGAUGCUCCUUUAAUUAUAUAAAUGUCAUUUCUGAAGAAUGACAGUGUUGAUUGUUGAUCAUUUUCAGAAGGAUUUAGUCAUUUCUUGUUAACCAGUAUUAUUGAUUGAAAAAAUAACGUUACUAGAGCCUUAAGCAGUACAUAAGAUGUGUAUAAAUUAUGUAAAUUUCGAUGCAAAUCCAGCAUUUUUGAAACGUUUGUAUUUUAAUUAUUAAAAAAAAUGUCAUAUAGGUGAAAGUCUCAUCUAUCAGAGGAAGAAAACUUGACCUUAGCUUCAGAAUAGCUCAAAAGUUGUCCAUGAAUUUCUUUUUGUUUUAAUUCAAUAAUUAUUUAUCUCUUCUCGGUGAUCUGUGAAGUUAGAAGAUCCUGAUUUUACAGUUGAGGCAAUUGUUUUUUGUGUUAUGAAAAGUCAUUGCUGUUUGUGAUGUAUUUGUGAAGAUACUCAAGUAGUUGUGGAUAAUAUUUCUGUAACUUGGUUCUGUAUAUUCUGACUAUAGACCUUAGAUUCCAUUGUCCUUAGUCUCUAAAAAGUUCAAUAGUUAUGUGUUGUAAUAUAGGUUAACUACUCGACAAUGCGAUAAAUUCAAAUAUUCUUUUUUCAAGAAACCUUCACCACUGCGGCAAGAAACGUAUGUAUUUGGUGUCCUCAUUUUAAUCAUUUUAAGUUCUAUGUGUUAUACUUUCUUCUGAGGUGUAAAAAAUCUCUUUUCAGCGUUAUAACCCGUGUUUUUGCAAUAUUUUGUCAAGCGCAAGUAUUCUUUGUGAUAAAGCCAACCUAUUUGAAACCUUGUUAGUCUAAUAAUUGUACUCCAACCCGAAAGUUAGGGCUCAACAGUGAGCAUUGUCAAAGUUUCAUAUUGUAUAUUGAAAUCAUUUAAUUUCCAGUAUGAUAUAAGGCUAUUUUAAAGCAUUAAUGAAAUUUGAUUGAAUAACUUGAAAAUUGAUCAAAAUAGCGCCUAUUUUGUUUCAGAUAUUUUACUCCGUGAGCAUCAGAGUCAAGCAAACUAAGAUUAAAUAAAGAAAUAGAAUUUA
Messenger RNA from Bemisia tabaci, 4417 nucleotides. Its product is annotated as delta-1-Pyrroline-5-carboxylate dehydrogenase 1. NCBI's taxonomy places the organism in Eukaryota, Metazoa, Arthropoda, Insecta, Hemiptera, Aleyrodidae. Gene Ontology annotation, cellular component: mitochondrial matrix. Gene Ontology annotation, molecular function: L-glutamate gamma-semialdehyde dehydrogenase (NAD+) activity. The record is from RefSeq and is a predicted model, not a curated record.